This is a messenger RNA of Helianthus annuus (common sunflower), 955 nucleotides long. RefSeq lists its product as uncharacterized. Lineage: Eukaryota; Viridiplantae; Streptophyta; Magnoliopsida; Asterales; Asteraceae. The record is from RefSeq and is a predicted model, not a curated record. The coding region runs from base 71 to 955 and encodes 294 amino acids. The transcript is spliced from 3 exons.
GUUGCUAGAUGGAUUCUAAAAAAGAGAAAGGGAGAAGAGAAAUUUGGCCAAAAGAAAUGGUUUUAGAAUUAUGUCGGUUCCUAAACAAAUAUAUCACGAAGCAUUGGGUUUAUCUAACAGGGAUGUUGGGGAGCGUUUUCAACGUUAUGGGGAGACUAUUAGUAGAGCCUUUCAUGAAGUUCUAGAGGCAAUAGUUGGUAGAGGUAAAGGUUUUCAAGGUCUAGCACGUGACGUUAUAAAACCAAAAGAUCCAACUUUUCAAUUCGUACCACCUCAAAUCUUGAAUGACAAAAGAUACAUGCCGUAUUUCAAGGAUUGUAUUGGAUGUAUUGACAGUACACACAUAGGAGCAUGCAUCCCAGAGAGUCAGCAACUACCUUAUAUUGGUAGAAAAGGGGUACCAACUUUCAACGUAAUGGCAACAUGUGAUUUCGAUAUGUGUUUCACAUUCGUAUCGAUCGGAUGGGAGGGAUCAGCACAUGACACACGCGUUUUCAUUAACGCGACCCAAAAUAGUAAAUUCAACUUCCCACAACCACCUGAAGGUAGAUAUUAUUUGGUUGAUAAAGGAUAUCCAGAUAGAAAAGGAUACCUUGUACCAUAUUCCAAGACAAGAUACCAUCAAUCUCAAUUUCAAAGAGAGCCCCCGAAUAAUAUGCAAGAAGCUUUCAACCGUUCACAUUCAUCUUUACGAAGUCAUAUUGAGAGGUCAUUUGGAAUUUUGAAGAAACGAUUUAAGAUACUUGGUAAAAUGCCCAAGUAUAGCGUGCAAACACAAAUUGAUGUUAUCAUGGCUACAUUUUCAUUGCACAACUAUAUACGUAAUUCUCAAGAAGAUUUCAUAUUUACUGCAAUGGAGCAACAUCCAAACUACAUACCACGAGAUGAACUACAUGAUGUUCGUAACCAUGACAUAAGCACUAGCGGUCUAUUUGAGGAACAUCGAAUGAGAUGA